AUGAGUGGCGAAAAACGAACAAUUGUUGAAAAAAGUAUUAUUCAUAGUACCCCAUCUGGAAGAGUACUUUCUACAACUAAAAUGCGAACUAUCUAUUAUGAUGACAACGCGGCAAAAGCAAUCGGUAGACAUCAUGAUGAUCUCCACAGUCAACGAAAUUCUGUAUCCGAUUCAGAUUUGCCUCGUCACGGAGACACAACUCUUUACGGAGACGAAUGGUCGACAAGCGGAACAGAGAUUAAGGAAUUCAUGCCAGGAAAAACUGAUCUCAUAUCGACUUCAUCUGUAAAAAGCUAUAGCGAAAGUUCGAGCUUAGAAAAUAUUGCAAAUAGAAUAAAUCAGUUUCGUGAGAGUUAUCACCUUCAACCACUGAAUUAUGACCAAGAAUUAGCUGAAAAUGCCCGUCGAUGGGCAGGAUCACUAGUGCUCACUGGCACCUUCAGGUGUCGAUCAGAAUCAUUGAUGAAUGUAUGGAUGGGGAGUAGACCGAGUCUUCUAAUUGCUGAUUUUUGGCAAAAAGAGAUGCAAAACUGGCCAGUCAAUUAUUACAAACAUGCUAAGCUCAGAAAAAUUGGCCUCGGAAGAGCUUAUGACGACAAUCGUCACGUAUUCAUUGUUGUUGCUGAAUAUGAGUAA
Molecule: messenger RNA, 636 nt
Organism: Enterobius vermicularis (human pinworm)
Lineage: Eukaryota; Metazoa; Nematoda; Chromadorea; Rhabditida; Oxyuridae
Source: the annotation of a GenBank genome assembly